AUGGGAUUCGAAGAUCAAGAGCACAGAGAAGACGAUCCUCUUGGUACUUCCUACGACCUUGUAUCGCUGCCGUGUGGCAACGACCACCUCCGUUGUUGCUGCGUGUACUACGAGAGCCCCAGUUACGGAGGUUCCAGCGAGGGCAUUUGGGCGAUUGAAACACCGCCGGAGCUCCGCCUUCUUUGUAAAUCGUCAAACACGUUGAAGAUUCCCCUCCACAACUUUUACUGCAACAAGGCUUUCGAAUUGAAGAUGAGGAUCACGUCGUCGUACUGGAAGAAUUGUGGACAAGCUUGCUCUGUAUCUUCAAUUCUCGGUGAAGAAUCGCGGAGCUCGUGGCGGAAAUGGAAGAUACAAAAGCUGAUCGGUGAAAUUCAGAGGAUUCUGGAGGAAUCGCCGGCGGUGGCUAGCAAGAAGGAGAAGAUGAAGGAAGAAACAGUAUCAAGCUAUUGA
Molecule: messenger RNA, 453 nt
Organism: Microthlaspi erraticum
Lineage: Eukaryota; Viridiplantae; Streptophyta; Magnoliopsida; Brassicales; Brassicaceae
Source: the annotation of a GenBank genome assembly